Carassius auratus (goldfish) is the source of this 1856-nucleotide messenger RNA. Its product is annotated as F-box only protein 41. The annotation marks the transcript as partial. Gene Ontology annotation, molecular function: protein binding. NCBI's taxonomy places the organism in Eukaryota, Metazoa, Chordata, Actinopteri, Cypriniformes, Cyprinidae. The record is from RefSeq and is a predicted model, not a curated record. The transcript has 11 exons.
UCAAGAGCAACUGACAAGUUAUCACCACUGAGACCACUCAAUCCUUUCACAGUAAUCCCCAUUUAUUCCUCCUUCUUGUUCCUUUCCUCCUCACUCAGAGAGGUGGCCCAGAUCGAUCAGUUUCUGCAGGAAACGGCUGCGCGUGAAGCCAAUGCUAAAGUGCGUCUUCAGCAGUUCAUCGAGGAGCUGCUGGACCGGGCCGACCGUGCUGAGAAACAGCUCCAGAUCAUCAGCAGCUGUGCCACCACCCCCAACGGCAGCCUGGGACACUGCAGUCUGCAGGGAUCCAAACCUAAUAGACGACAGAGAAAUUCCAGUAUCUCUGGGGCAUCAAGGGGAAUGUACCAAGUGUCCGAUCGACGUUCCUCCCCCAGCACUGCCGCAUCAGGACGAGGGAAGUCCGUGUCCCAGGGUUCAGGAGGUUACGACAGUGACAGUGUGGACCUCCAUGCUCUGGAGGACUGCCCUGAUGCUCAGUACUACCACGUCCAGUGCCGACUCGGGGAAGGAGGUGGAGGAGGAGGAGGAGGAGGAUAUGAAAGAGCGGCUGCCUCCAGGAACUGGGGUCUCCGCAAACAGGCCAUCCAGAACUGGCAGCGCCGGCCGUACCGGAACAGCACGGAGGGAGAGGAGGGCGACGUGUCUGACGUAGGAUCCCGCACCACUGAGUCCGAGGCUGAGAUGUGGGAGCAGGACAGGAGAGCAGAGAGCCAGCACGGGGGAAACCGAGGAGGAUACAGACCAGCUACAGGUCAUUCUGAAGGGGGAUACAAGCCUUGUCGCCCCUCCAAAGUCAACGAGGUGAUAAGUCCUGAGGUGCUGAAGAUACGUGCCGCUCUCUUCUGUAUCUUUACCUACCUGGAUAUGAAGACACUCCUGCGUGCGGCCGAGGUGUGCCGGGAUUGGAAGUUUGUGGCUCGUCACCCGGCGGUGUGGACCAGAGUCCUGCUGGAGAACGCUCGCAUCUCUUCAAAGUUCCUGUGCACUCUGGCUCAGUGGUGCACACAGACGCAUUCCCUCAUCCUCCAGAAUCUCAAACCCCGGCAGAGAGGCAAAAAAGAGACAAAGGAGGAAUAUCUGAAGAGCACACGUGGCUGUCUCGAGGAGGGUCUGGAGGCUUUGUUGAAAGCAACUGGCAGUAAUCUGCUCAUCCUGAAGGUGUCUCAUUGUCCGAAUCUAUUGACCGAUCGCUCUCUGUGGUUGGCGAGCUGUUAUUGCAGGGCUCUACAGGCUGUCACAUACAGGAGUGCGACAGACCCUGUUGGACAGGAAGUUAUCUGGGCAUUGGGAGCUGGUUGCAGAGACAUCAUCUCACUACAGGUGGCACCUUUGCAUCCAUGUCAGCAGCCAGCACGCUUCAGUAACAGGUGCCUGCAGACCAUUGGCCGAUGCUGGCCACACCUCCGAGCGCUGGGUGUGGGCGGAGCUGGCUGUGGCAUACAGGGAUUGGCUUCUUUGGCAAGGAACUGCAUGAGGCUCCAGGUUCUAGAGUUGGACCACGUCAGUGAGAUCAAUCAGGAAGUGGCUGCUGAGAUGUGUCGAGAGGGACUGAAGGGUCUGGAGAUGCUGGUGCUCACCUCCACUCCUGUUACUCCUAAAGCUCUGCUUCACUUCAACAGUGUGUGCCGUAACCUGAAGUCUAUUGUAGUCCAGAUCGGUAUAGAAGAUUACUUUGAAGACCCUAACAGUCCCGAGGCCAGAAAACUCUUUGAUGAAAUGGUGAACAAGCUGCAGGCACUCAAAAAAAGACCUGGUUUCUCCAAAAUCCUCCAUGUGAAGGCUGAUGGCUUGUGCUAACUCUGCUGUGUUUGAGGCCAGAGCCACGUAAAGGUUCACUGAAUACUUCAACCUAAUCG